Molecule: messenger RNA, 285 nt
Organism: Gongylonema pulchrum
Lineage: Eukaryota; Metazoa; Nematoda; Chromadorea; Rhabditida; Gongylonematidae
Source: the annotation of a GenBank genome assembly
AUGAAUGUAAAAGUUGCCGACUUCGGAUUCUCCAACUAUUUCAGCAAAUUGGCCAAACUGAACACCUUUUGCGGCAGCCCUUCUUACUGUGCUCCAGAAAUCAUCAGCGCAAAUCCAUACGAAGGUCCAGAGGUCGAUUGCUGGAGUCUCGGCGUUCUUCUUUAUGCGCUUGUCUAUGGUCAAAUGCCAUUUGGCUGUAGCAAUAAUUUUGUGACGGCCCAGAAUAUCAAAUAUGGCACAUAUUUCGAGCCUUCCCCUCCUUCAAGUACAGUUUAUCAAAAAUAA